Messenger RNA from Alternaria burnsii, 1758 nucleotides. RefSeq lists its product as uncharacterized. Lineage: Eukaryota; Fungi; Ascomycota; Dothideomycetes; Pleosporales; Pleosporaceae. The coding region runs from base 1 to 1758 and encodes 585 amino acids. The transcript has a single exon. The record is from RefSeq and is a predicted model, not a curated record.
AUGAGAAGAUUUUCAUAUGAGCCUCUGCAAUCCAACCGAGCCAUUAGACUGGUCAAGUUCCUACCCGGUCCCAAUCCAACCUGCCAGAUAGUCACAGUCGAGGUAGAGAAAGCCCCGCCAUACGUGGCGCUGUCGUACACAUGGGGAUGCAAGAACCUAUCAAGAGUUAUCCUUGCGAAUGGUGCCGAGACUCAUAUUACUGAAAACUUAGCCGAGGCUAUUGAUGCCAUUUUCAUCUUCGCAAGAGAAAGAAACAUGAUGUUCUGGGCAGACUGGAUUUGUAUCAACCAGGCAGACGUUCAUGAGCGUAGCAGCCAAGUCCGGCUUAUGAAUACAAUAUACCGUUCAGCGGAGAUGGUUGCGAUUUGGCUUGGGCCAGCUGCACAAGAUAGCGAUCUUGCGUUCGAUAAAAUGAAGGAAUGGAAGGUGAGAUUUGAUGAACUAAAAGAACAAUUCGAUGCAUCUGUGGAGUUAGCAGUUACGAGUAUCUCUUCUGACGACCUUUUCUUCUUUGGUCCUUGCGGCUCGGAAGAACGGAGAGCGCUGGAAGCGUUGCGAAUGAUAUGUCGUCGGCCUUGGUGGAGAAGAGCAUGGAUAGUUCAAGAGGGGACCAUUGCCAACCCUGCGCGUACCAUCCUGUUUUGCGGGAGCCGUAGAAUUGACUGGACCUAUAUACGAGCAGCCCUUCAGAUCGCCCAUACGUAUUACCAAAGCUCCAGUAUGAGUAUUGAUUCCGACAUAGCCAUGGCUAGCCGGCUUGACACUUUCCGGAAAGACAGGGAACAGGGUGCACAGAUUUUGCUGUUACGCGUCUUGAACCUUAUCCGAGCAUACGAAUGUGAAGAUCCUCGCGACAAGCUAUACUCCGCCCUAGGAAUGGCCAUGGACGUUUACGGAGAGGAUAUAGUUCCGGAUUAUACAAAACCUUCCUCGGCGGUCUACAGCGACAUUGUCCGUUUUUAUAUCUCGAAGUCGACCGAUCAUUCUCUGGAUGUCCUCGGUGAGAUAUGGAGAUCAGCACCAGGUACAGUCUUUGAGCACCAACACGACAUGAUAUUACCGUCCUGGACACCGGAUUGGACGUUCCGAGCAUCCCUGUUUCCUUUUGAAAAGGUUUUGAACUUAGAUGAGUACGGAGAAAGUAAGAAUGCCUACAACGCUAGCGGGACGAGUAGUGGACACUGCUACAUUAACGGCUCGCAUUUAUGUCUUCAAGGAUCAGUACUUGACCGCAUAAUCGGAGUAUCGAGUAUAUGCGAGUGGACUUUAGCCGCUAGAGGCCUCGACACGGAGCGAUCAUGGAUACCGGAAAUUGCAGGCAAACUUUACUUCACCGGAGAGACGUUGAUGGAAGCAUUCAAUCACACUAUGGUAGCUGAUAUCGGACGAAAAGACUUUCGAAGCGAUUGUGUCUUAUCGAGGGGAUUUGCUGUAGAUUGGGACUUGGUUGGACAGGAUAGAAGAUAUUUGACUGCUGAAGAACUUCGGAGGCAGAGCUGGAUGCUUGUCGAUACAAAGAUGGCAACGUUUGGGAGAAGGCUGUUCGAAACUAGUCGAGGCUUUAUUGGACUGGGCCCGGCAGCCGCUCAGAUAGAUGACAAAAUCUGUCUUCUUCUGGGAGGACAGGUCUGCUAUGUAUUGAGAACUCGUAAGGAUGGCCAUCAUGAGUUUGUUGGCGAGUGUUAUGUGCACGGCAUGAUGGAUGGUCAGGCGUGUGAAGACGAAUCAUUCUCAAUCAGGGACAUAGUACUCGUGUGA